Messenger RNA from Larimichthys crocea (large yellow croaker), 3607 nucleotides. RefSeq names its product poly(rC) binding protein 3 (gene pcbp3). The record is from RefSeq and is a predicted model, not a curated record. The coding region runs from base 790 to 1755 and encodes 321 amino acids. NCBI's taxonomy places the organism in Eukaryota, Metazoa, Chordata, Actinopteri, Sciaenidae. Gene Ontology annotation, molecular function: RNA binding. The transcript is spliced from 17 exons.
AAAGACUCUUUCUCUGCCUAUUAUCUGAGUGACUCGGGGUUUUGGUGUCUGCCUCCGAGCGCGUGUGUGUGUGUGUGUGUGUGUAUGUUGGAGGGAGAACAGAGAUAAAGAGAGAGAGAGUAAGGGAGGGAGAGGCAAGCAGCGUUUCUUCUCCCCCCUUUAGCCUCCCCGUCUCCCUGCUCCCUGUCACUCCAUCCUUCCUCCCCUCUCCUGGACCACCCUUCAAGCCCUGCUUCGAGCCAGAUCGAGACCCCCCUCCCCUCCUCCUGCCCUACCACCCAGACCACCCCGGGACCCUUUGACUCUCCUCACUUCUCCAUCCCACCAACCAUAACCUCUGAGCAGGAAUUCCUCUCCUCUCAUCGCCUGGAGUGCUGUCUGUCUGUCAAACAACUCAACUGCACAAUUUCUGCUGAAUCCACUCCCACAACUCAUUUGAUCUGAAUACGCUUCUGCAGGCCAGGCGCAGCCAAGUGUAUUGACCCCACGUCUAGUCUCCCCAUUCUGCUGGAAGGCUGCCAGCCACAGGUCACAUGACCUGGAAGAGAAAACCUAGGAGACUUUUGGGAUCCCUCUUCGCAUGGGCUGGCUAUCAACCUGAAGGGAAGUCCAAAGGCUGAUGAACUGAUCUGUGUCUGCGUGAGACCACAUUGCUCUGGUGUCCUAUAUGCCCUGAGAACACCCAGCACAAACCUGGUGACUGGCUGGCUGGAAUACCACCCCACACCUUCUCCUUCUGAGGACAUCCCAUUCCAGGACGGUGCUUCGGUCUCACUCCUCCCCCCCAGCAUGGAGCCUACCAAAGUCCAGUCAGAGGGUGGUCUCAAUGUCACCCUUACCAUCCGCCUCCUCAUGCAUGGAAAAGAAGUUGGAAGUAUAAUUGGCAAGAAAGGGGAAACAGUAAAAAAGAUGCGAGAAGAGAGCGGAGCACGAAUCAAUAUUUCUGAGGGCAACUGUCCAGAGAGGAUUGUCACUAUCACUGGACCAACAGACACCAUCUUCAAGGCUUUUGCUAUGAUUGCCUACAAAUUCGAGGAGGACAUAAUCAAUUCCAUGAGCAACAGCCCAGCAACCAGCAAGCCCCCAGUCACCUUAAGGCUUGUAGUGCCAGCCAGCCAGUGUGGCUCCCUCAUAGGAAAAGGGGGGUCCAAAAUAAAAGAAAUGAGAGAGUCCACAGGGGCCCAGGUUCAGGUGGCAGGGGACAUGCUGCCCAACUCCACAGAACGUGCAGUGACAAUCUCUGGAACCCCAGAAGCCAUCAUCCAGUGUGUCAAACAAAUUUGUGUGGUCAUGCUGGAGUCUCCACCAAAAGGUGCCACCAUCCCUUACCGCCCAAAGCCCGCCUCCACCCCAGUCAUUUUUUCUGGUGGCCAGGCCUACACAAUUCAGGGACAAUACGCCAUACCACACCCAGAUCAGUUGACCAAGCUCCACCAGUUGGCUAUGCAGCAAACCCCCUUUACCCCUCUCGGACAGACCACCCCUGCUUUCCCUGGUUUGGAUGCCAGUCCACAAGCCAGCACCCAUGAACUCACCAUCCCUAAUGAUCUAAUAGGCUGCAUUAUUGGACGCCAGGGAACCAAAAUAAAUGAGAUUCGACAGAUGUCUGGGGCGCAGAUCAAAAUCGCCAAUGCCAUGGAAGGCUCAUCAGAACGCCAGAUCACCAUCACAGGAACCCCUGCUAACAUCAGCCUGGCCCAGUAUCUCAUCAAUGCCAGGCUGACGUCUGAAGUCACUGGAAUGGGCACACUCUAAUUUCUACCCAUCUUCCCUCAGUGCAUCACAUGACCCUUGAGCAAAUGGCAUUGCACCUAGUUUUAUUUAUUUCUCUGUAUUUUUGACUGUCCUGAUAUUUAAGUGAAUUGAACUUUUAUAAUUUCUAGUAUUUACUGUAAACAUGUCUACCUGCACUGUUACUAAGACUCCUCACACCUAUCCGAAACCGUGUUGUUUCUGUUUCUGAAAGGUCAGUUUUACUUUUCUGACACUCUAGUACCUUUCAUGGCAUCUCACGCACUGCAUCGCUUUGUUUUACUUCACGUUUUGACAUCUCACUGUACUGUUUUUUGCACCGCAGGCACCUGAAAGUGAAUGCAAAGUAAGCCUUUUUGUCCCACAUUAGAUGGUAUCAUGGGUCAAUGCAUUACUGAACACAAAGUUCAAUAAGAAAAAAAACUUUUAUGUCACACUAAUUGAAAUCAGUGCUUUACUCUGUGCCUGUAGACAUUUGCCUGUUUGUCUUAGUGUUGUAUGCACACUAUAGAUUGAUCUGCAUGACACAUAAAUCCUACUACAUUUCCAGUUUAUUUAAAAAAUCAGACAGGUAAAGAAAAUGACUGAAUGGUCAAAGGGAAUGGAACAACAGUGGAAUAUGUAUUUGUCUAUUUAUGAUCUGGAAGUAUCCCUCCGAUUUGAAAUGACCUCAUGGCUACAUGCCAAUAAACAUCCACUGUAAUGCACAAAUAUCAGUCUUUCCGAGUUUCAUGCGAGACGUGACUCAGAUGUUGGGUGGAGAAAUGAAAAGAAGCCAUUAAGUGACUGCAGCAAAGAGUGAAAUCCAAAUGCAUGCUAUAAAUAAACCCCAGGUUAUUCUGUAAUCCACAAACAUGUAAUCAUGUUAUCCAUGCUGCCAUUUCAUAACUACUAUGUAUAAGAGGCAUGCACCACAUAGAAAGGUCUAAGAACUGUCUAGUGUAUAUCUGCACUCAUGUGUAGCACAUUUAAGUUUUUCGCUGGAUGUCAACGGGGCUGGAAAGCUCCUGGGUAGCAGGACUCUGUUAGUCAGUCAUGUCUGAUUUUCAGCUCCUUCCUCACACAUUCCUGGUAGGCAACAAGCCAUAUCAGAUAUGUAAAACGUGUUUCCAGCAUGUAUGAAUCACUGGAAACAUAUUUUUUAAAUGUGUGUAGAUUUACAAUCAACCAGUUGUUGGUUUUGCAGGAUAUAUCAGCCAAUCAAGCUACAUACAAGCCUUACAUAUACGUGUAUGUAUGAUGCUCUCUGCAGUUGCCAUCUAAUACAAUAUCUCAUUGAUGACACCAGGUUUGAUCUGUUUCAGCUGUUCUAAUGCACAGACACCCAACCUGUGCGCAUAUUCAAGCUAAAGCUGAAUGUAUUACAGAACAUGUUUGAACUGCUGACAUUUACACGUCACACUCGAUUAAAAUGCAUUCAUGGGUGUCUUUUUAGUCAGGCACUUGGAUUAGUAUGAUAGAGUAUGAUGCCGACUGAUCAGUAUAGUAGAGUAGAAAUGCUUAUUUAUCAAAAAAAGGUUUUUUAAAGUGGAGCAGGUUACUCUCAAAAUGCGGUCUGUUCCAAAUGACCUAACUGUAAUUUACAGUUUAUCACACUAGUUACAUGACAUGCUAUGUAAUCUGAUUAUUUUCUAUUAUUCUAAACCUGAACUUAAACCAAGACUUUCCUGUAUUUUCUGCAAACAUAUGACUGGAUGGCCUUAUUAGUAUAUGCAGCUCUCAUUUCAAAAAGUAUAUCUAUCACUUCACUGUCAAACGUGACAGUCCAACAGGUAAUAUGAUGUUAAUCUUAUGUCUGUGUGUGUUACUGAGUGCAGGUAGCAACUAUUUUUAAUCCACUUGACCUUAACACAAU